AGCUGGCCCUGGCCGUUGCGCCACCUCGGCAAAUCGAAAAGUCGAACCAGACUUCCGGAGGGGUCAUCGUGCUCUUUCCAGAUCCCGUGCCCUUCCCCGCUUCCAGCUUUCCAGAGGGAUGUGCAAUUUUGUCUACCCCUCGCAACCCGAACACUUCGUUUUUGUCCCCCUUCGGAGUGACCAUCGAAGUCCGGACACAUGCCUGACGUAGUCACCGCAGGCAAAUCCUUGUCCUGUCAGAUAUGCAACAAGAGCUUCGGACGUUCUGAGCAUCUCAAACGCCACGUCUUGACUCACACGCGCUCUCGGGAGCAUCAGUGCCGAGUGUGUCGCAAAUCCUUCUUCCGCAAAGACGCUCUGUCCCGGCAUGAGUACACCCAUCGGACUUCAGGACCGAAUCUUCUGCGACGCGGUGGUAGGGCUUGUAUUCCUUGCGCCUCCUCAAAGACUCGGUGUUCGGGGGACGUUCCGUGUGUUAGAUGUCAGCAGCGGUCCUUGCAAUGCGUACAUCCUGUAGCGUCUCUCAAUCAGGAUGACAGUGCUAUGGACAGCGAGGAUACCAUCCAGAUAGACCGGGGCACGCCCUGCUCGACUUUCGCACCUCCAAUCAGUGACGAUGCAUCGCAACCUUUCGCAGGCGAUCAUCUCAAUCAAGCGCCGCAGUCACUGGACCAGAUUUCCGAUCAUCAAGUCUCGUUGCUUCCGACAGAUCAAAUGCUGUUCCCUGUGCCAAGCCUGUCUGCAAUGCAUAUAACAACAAUGCCUUACGAACAACCGACACAUAUCCCACUGGCUGCCACAGGUCAUUACCAUGACUCUUCAAGAGUCGAUUUACAUCCAUUUGUGCCUAUCAACUACGCAACAGUCAACUGGCUUGGAUUCGAAGAUGCGAACGAAGUAUCGGGGUUGCCAGAUGGACAAUGGCCGUACCCUGAUUGUCUCUUCGAGUUCGACAUAACAGGUAAUGAUAGUCACAAUUUCUCACAGAUAUCGCAAGUGCCUACUGCUCUGCGGACUGCAGAGUAUGCAACGAAUCAUCCCUCGGCUCAACUUGGUCAGGUACCAUUGACUCUGUGCGGAGUCGCCACUGGAAGUACAAUUAGCACGGACGAAGCAAGUGCGACUCCUGGCGAGUUCUAUGCCGAUGGCGGUACUGCUCGACUACCAAGGAUGCGUAAGAGAAGAGCGAUGUCUAUUUACACAACUCACGAGCACACCAAGGAAUCUUUCUCCUUGGCUCUCCCGUCAGAUUUCUCUUUUUCCGCUGCAAAUCAGAAGUGGAUCGAAGCUCAAGCUCAAGCUGAUCUGGAGAAUUACUUUUCCAUGCUUUGUGCAUCAAGUAUAAUCCCUUUCGCACCAUUCGAGAGCGCCGUCUUCCCCACGAAAGAAUUGCUCGGUCAUCUAUGUACGCUCUUCGUGGACCACUGCGGUCAAAUUCUUCCGUUUCUCCAUUUCCCGACUUGGAGGCUGCGAAAGCAACAUCCCUUGCUCGUCUUGGCUAUGGCAGCAAUGGGGAGCCACUAUCUGAAGGAUAUGAACGCCACCAGGUUCGUACCCUCAAUGUACGAAUUUACACGACGGGUUCUUUUCUUUGCUGCUGAGUCACCGGGUUUGUUUGGUAUCGAUAGCAGGACAUACCAUCAGGUUAUCCUAUUGUAUGUUGUUGGGGCAGCGUAUUGUGGAGAUGAUUCGCUCAAAGAACAUGCUAUUAGCCUUCGCUCCAAGCUCGCAUCCUUGUUUUUCAUCUCUCACGUGGACAGCAAAGACACGGAUCAAGCAACGAUCGAUCCCACGAAUCAUGACUGGUGUCGUUGGGUAGACCGUGAAUGUUCCCUCCGCCUGAGAUACUGCACAUGGCUCGUCGAUUAUCUUUUAUCGUGCCAAUUUCAGGUCAGACCAUGUCUCUCACUCAGCGACGCAAAGAUGCCCUUGCCUGCCGAAGAGGAUAUGUGGAUCGCUGCUAAUACCUCAGAGUGGUCGCAACUUGCAAUCGGCAAAGAGCUACUACCAGAGCUUGUCGUUUGCGUGGACGAGUUGUACAUGUCAAAGUUGUUAAGAGCACAUGUUGGGGAAUUCGCGCGUAUAUUGCUUAUCUAUGGACUCCAUCGCCGUCUCGCCGAAGUCGAAUUAUACUACGCACAAAGAUUAUCUCAUUGGACACCGGGUACAUUCGAUCGACCAGGGGGUACGACCCUACCAAGUCUGCCUAUCUGGCCUCCAGCGCUGCCCAUCUUCAAGCAAUGGCAGAAUCUCACCUGCGAUAGUUUGGAUGUCCUCCACUGGGCGGCUAACGCGACCAUUGGGAAAGCUAGUGGCUUUGAACAUACAACAGUCUUGCAUCUGCACCUUGCGCGAGUCCUACUGCUGACCCCAAUUAGAGAGAUUGUCGACCUUGCUCGAUAUCUUGCGGGUGAGAGAAGCUUGAAGUCUGAGGCCGAGAUCAUGACGGAUCGCCAAGUCGUACAUAAAUGGGCUGUACAGCACCAGUAUAAGGCACGACUGGCAGCCAUUCAUGCCGGUGUACUGUUCUGGCAUGUCAGAAGAUUCUCGGCGAACGCUUUCUAUGAGCCAACCGCCGUCGCUCACGCGACACUCGUGCUCUGGGCCUUCAGCGCUUUCUCUUCCAAGUCAGCAAGGUCUCUUGAUAAUUCAAGGAACGAGCUUGUACAAUCGACACCCGUGCCCAAUGACAUGCACGCGAGUCACGACAGCUCGGACAGCGAAAGUUCCUCCGACACCAUUAUUUUGCUCGACCGCCCAGCCGACGAUGAAAUCGUACAAGAGUUCGUGAUGAACGGUCCUCGUAUGCGGGCCAACAUGACUGGGGUAGGCGAUUUGUACGGCGAGAAGGGUCCGGAGCGCGUGCUCAGAGAAGGCUCGAAGAUUCUCCAGACAUUGGACAAUUGGCGAGUUCGUGAGUCGUGGGCCAAAUUACUAGAUAAACUAAUUGGUGUGUGUAAACGUGAAAGGAGGAAGGCUAGAGAGGUCUCUGGGCGUGGUCGUGUGGCAAGGAAUGUUCCAAGCACCAGAUCUGAGGGUGAAAACUAGCAAUGAAAUCGUGCUGUCGCCCAACAUAAAGUGCUUUGGUUAUCAUCAAAUGAUCUCUGGGGUCAAUCUUCCGAAGAGGUCGUAGAUGUUCUGGACCACAAAUUGCCGGCGAGAUCAGAUCGAACUUGCUGGAACAUCCUUCUCCGAAGGGAUCCCGGAGGGGUAUGUCAGAUCGAGACUGGACGCCCCAAAAUCAGGAUGUACGUUCCGAUGCGGGG
This is a messenger RNA of Aureobasidium subglaciale EXF-2481, 3266 nucleotides long. RefSeq lists its product as uncharacterized. The transcript has 3 exons. Gene Ontology annotation, molecular function: DNA binding; DNA-binding transcription factor activity, RNA polymerase II-specific; zinc ion binding. Gene Ontology annotation, biological process: DNA-templated transcription; regulation of DNA-templated transcription. The record is from RefSeq and is a predicted model, not a curated record. NCBI's taxonomy places the organism in Eukaryota, Fungi, Ascomycota, Dothideomycetes, Dothideales, Saccotheciaceae. Bases 199 to 3048 code for a protein of 949 amino acids.